AUGGUGCCUUCGAGUUUCAAGAAUGAUUCUGGUGCCAGCAGUCAGGAAAGCACAGCCACAGAGUCCACUUUACGUCCGGAUGAAAGGGACAAGCUGGUCUGGGAUAUCAGACUCAAACCCUUCAUAACGUCGGAUUCCUCGGACGACGGAGUUGGCACUAAUGAAACUUACGGGACCGCGUCUUCUGAUCUGUGGUCGCGCAAACCCACGUCAGAGAACAAUGACACCUCUAGGACUCCCGUGUCUGGUACCAACAAGAAUCCUAGUCCUCCACGUCCCGCCCUUCACGUCACAACUCCAAGCUCUGGGCCCGGUAGUAUGACGCGCGGUGUCCCAGCCAAUUUCCCAGCACCACCUGAUUUCAUGCCACAGCUACGCCCUCCUCGACCGCGUACGCCGAAGACUAGGCACAAAAGCAGCACGUUUGAGGAGUCCACCUGGGCGCAUCGUCCUCCUCCAGAGGAUGUCUACGAUCGACUCGAGGAGUUCUUCCCGGAGCAUGAUCUCGACAAACCCGUCAUUGAAGCCAAUUCUGGCGGGACAUCGCCCACUACCAUAGACCAUACGUACGGGAUUUCAAACAUCGUUGAUAGAGACAAGGCACUGGUACGACCGAAGAAGUCCAUCCGUAUCGUUGCGGAAGAACACAAGAAGCGGAUAGAUCGCUUUUCUAGGGGUGAUAUAUCAGCCGACAACAGCAUCUGGCGGAAGAGGAGCACGAAGUUAUGGGGAAGUCGCAUUGAGGAAGUCGAUACCUCGUCGCAGACGAAGGCGAACUACAACAAGACGCUCCCUGACUCCCCGGCAGGUGGUCCUAGACGUGAGUUUUCUGCUUUUCUUUACUGUACUGAGCUAAAUUGUAAUUCAGCGAUAUUCAAAUGGGUCCGUGGUGAACUCAUCGGCAAAGGAACGUAUGGUCGCGUAUAUCUUGCCCUCAAUGCCACUACGGGCGAGAUGAUUGCUGUCAAGCAAGUUGAAAUCCCCAUAACCGCCAGUGACAGAAAAGACAACCGUCAGAUGAGCUUCGUAACGGCACUCAAAAUGGAAAGCGAGACAUUGAAGGAUCUCGAUCAUCCUCACAUUGUGCAAUACCUUGGAUUCGAGGAGACACCGACGUUCUUGAGCAUUUUCUUAGAAUACGUGCCCGGAGGCUCGGUCGGAAGCUGUCUGCGAGACCAUGGCAAAUUCGACGAGGAAGUUACGAAAUCGUUCACAGGACAGAUUCUCGAGGGUCUGGAAUAUCUCCAUUCCAAGAAUAUCAUACACCGAGAUUUGAAGGCAGACAAUAUCUUGGUGGAGAAAACGGGAAUUUGCAAGAUCUCUGACUUUGGUAUUUCAAAACGCACAGACGAUCUCAAUGGCAUGGCUUCUACGGCGAUGCAGGGCACAGUUUUCUGGAUGGCACCGGAGGUCAUACAUCCCCAGAAAAAAGGCUAUAACUCCAAAAUUGACAUAUGGAGUGUGGGCUGCGUCGUCCUUGAGAUGUGGGCAGGGAAGCGGCCAUGGAGUGAUGAUGAAGCUAUAACAGUCAUGUUCAAGGUAUACCAGAAUAAGCAACCCCCGCCCAUACCUUCCGACGUGGUGCUAUCCGAUCUUGCAAAAGACUUCAAGGAUAGAUGUUUCGCAAUGCAAGUUGAUCCGGAGGACCGCUCGAGCGCUGCGGACCUUCAACUACACCCAUACCUGGAACUUCCAGAGGGCUGGGUAUUCAACGAUUUUAAGUAG
Molecule: messenger RNA, 1725 nt
Organism: Suillus subalutaceus
Lineage: Eukaryota; Fungi; Basidiomycota; Agaricomycetes; Boletales; Suillaceae
Product: kinase-like domain-containing protein
Exons: 5
Coding region: 1-1725 (574 amino acids)
Biological process (GO): protein phosphorylation
Molecular function (GO): protein kinase activity; ATP binding
Source: RefSeq, a predicted model, not a curated record